Messenger RNA from Bursaphelenchus okinawaensis, 1333 nucleotides. Lineage: Eukaryota; Metazoa; Nematoda; Chromadorea; Rhabditida; Aphelenchoididae. The record is from the annotation of a GenBank genome assembly.
AUGUCCUCUAUAUCAACGGUGCGAAAAAAGCUUCAAGCUUCCAUCCUCAUCCUCUUCCUUACCUCAUCUACAGUAUCCUCAUUGGUUUUCCUCAAAAAUCAAGCCGAAUGUGCUGUAACGUGCCAGAACGGUGGAGUCUGUGCCUACGAACGUGAGAACCCGCACAUCCACAAGUGUAUGUGCUUCAUUGACAUGUACUACGGAGAUCUGUGUCAGUUCAAGUACACUGAUACUAGUAGUACUAGUACUACGCCAAUGCCGAGGAUAGAAAAGGAAGAACAUGAAGAAUAUGAUAAAGAAUAUAGGGAAGAAGAGAAGGAUCAUAAAGUGGAUAGUAAAGAAGAGUAUUAUGGGGAGAAUGAAGAGCAUGGUAAGAGUUUUGGGUUAGUGGUACAAGUGGUACACGUUUUGUAAUUUUAGGUUAAGAUAUUGGGUUUAAUGGUACAGCUGGUACACUUUUUUCAAGUUUCAAGCUAAGAAACAAAAUUUUUAAAUUUUAAAAACCUUUUAAAAUUAUGACAAAUCGCAAAUAUUUUGUCAGUUUUAUAUGUUUUCCGUCUUUCACAAACAAUGCCCCCCCCCCUCCAUUUCUUGAGUCAGUUGUCCAAAAAACAGAAACUGGUCAUUUUGGCUUGAUUAAUGUCAAAAACAAAGUUUAAUGGACCAAUUCUUUUGAAAUGAAAUAUAAUUUCUUUGUCAGGAGAUUAAAAAUGAGUUUUGUUUAAUAGGGUAGGGUAGGGUAGGAUAGGAUAGGGCAAAACAUGAUAAAAUAACUAAAGGUAUUGUAAAAUACGAUUGUAUUUUGUUUCUUGAGAAUAAUAAAGUUGAAAAUUCAGAUCCAGAAGACCUGAUACAAGACGAAGAAGAAGCACGAAAGCAUAUUCAUGGCCAAGGUCAACAUCCUCAUUCCGAUGAGUUGUACCAUGAAGCUCAAGUUGGUGGAAAAGCGUCACGAGCUGUGGCUGAACACCCAAACUCGAGGGUAUACAACGAACACGAUAAGGACGCUACUUUUAACAAAUUGAGUAGGUUUUGAACGUUUUGUAUCCUACACUACCGUACUCUCCCCAUCCUACCCUACCGUACCGUACCCUACCCUACCCUACCCUACCCUACCCUACCCUACCCUACCCUACCCUACCCUACCCUACCCUACCCUACCCUUUAGAUGAUGCCAUUCUACUGUCUAUUUUCAGAUUCCUACGAACAAAACAAUGACGAUGACUAUGUGUAUCCAGAAGAGGAAGAAGAUUGGAUGUUGGUCAAGAAAUCAUCAAAUGGGCUAAUAUUUCCUUCGAUAUUACUCUUGCUAUCUUAUAUUCUUCUUGUGUAA